CCGGAAGUAACUUAUUAAGUAAAAUAGUAUAAAUAUGAUAAGGAAUAAUAAUUAAAUCAUUCGGAGAUAAUGAAACUUUGUAACAUCAGUAUUAUUGACAUUAUCAGUAUUUUUGUAUAUUUUAAUAUUUUACAAUUUACAUCAUGUUAUUAUUCUGUCAAAGAGGACAAAGAAUUGAGUAAAUUUUUCACUGAUCUGUAUAAUGCGGAUGUAAAUGCAGUUGAAAAUGGUAAAGAUUAUCGGUUGAAUUUGCAAGGAAAACUAGCUAGAGGAAUAAAUUCUGUCGAUUUGGCAUCUAAACCGUUGUUUGAAUUUAUUAAUGAAGAGAUAUUGAGGAAGAGACCUACUUUUACAAAGUUCAUUGCAUUACUGGAUAAUUACAAUCCUCAAGUUGGUGUCACUGAAAUUGUCACAGAGCACCAUUAUAGGGAGGAAGAUGAAUUUAUCAAUGAGUUAUUAAAAACGAAAGUCAUGAAAAUGACGUAUGAUUAUCUCAUCGAAAAACGAAAGGUAUCAGGAGAUAUUACCAACUUUGGAAAAUUCUUGAAAGAUUUGUGGUUCAAGAGAUAUAAACGUAGAAGCCCAAAAGAUUCUUCUGCAUUUGAACAUGUAUUUGUUGGUGAACAUAAAAAUUUCGAUGUACUUGGAUUACAUAAUUGGAUUCAAUUUUAUCUUAAAGAAAAGAAAAAUCAAUUAAACUUUUUUGGAUGGACUAGAAGGUUUUGCAAAGAUCAACUUAUCACUGUAGCAUAUGUCAAUGAAAAUAAAUAUAAAAAGCCGAUGGGAAGUGUUUUUGUUGGAUCAUCUCCAGAAUUCGAUAUUGCUGUUUACACGGUUGCUUUUGCACUACAUCCUACAUCUGUGUUUGACGUGAAUAUCGCUGGAUGCAAAGUACGUGUAACAUGUCAUGAAUUAUCGCCUUCUGAAAUGGGUACAUGCUAUAUGGGGUGAACAAUAUAUGUAUCUGCAUAAACAUUUGUUUCCACUGACUUUAAAAGCAAUAGCAAACUAAAGCUUAUUAUGUCAUUUGAUAGAUUAGUGUUCUGAAAAUAUAUAAUUUUAUUGAAA
Messenger RNA from Schistosoma rodhaini, 1068 nucleotides. NCBI's taxonomy places the organism in Eukaryota, Metazoa, Platyhelminthes, Trematoda, Strigeidida, Schistosomatidae. The record is from the annotation of a GenBank genome assembly.